AUGAAAAAAAUUAAUAAGAAAAAUUGCACUAAUAAUGAUGAGAAGAAUCUUUUAAUAUAUGACAAGUCUAGUAAAAUAGGAUGCAUAUAUUUUAUUGGUAUGAGUACAAAUAUGUAUCGAGGGAAAAUUAUUGUUAAGAAAAAUUCUAUUAGUGAAAAGAUUAUUAGAUAUACUAAUUUGAAUGAUCAUUUAUUAUUAAUAAAGAAUGGCGAUUUUAAUUUUAAACAAACAGCAAUAUUAAUUAAAGGUAUAACGGCAUUAUUACAUAGACAACUUGAAGUAUUAUUAAUUGAUUUUUAUUCUAUGUAUAAAAAAUUAUUAUAUAGUAAUUUGAAUAUAAAUAAGAAUAAUAUAAAUGGUAUGAUGAGAAAAUUAAGAAGAAAUAAAAAAUUUAAAAUAAAAAAAAACAUUUUAUCGUUACACGAUGUAGAUUAUGAAAAUAAUGAUAGGAAAGAUUUAUUUAUGAAAAGUGGUGGAAAUUAUUUAUAUAAAAAUAAGAAUAUAGCUAAUAUAAAUGAUAUAUUAUUAAAAGAAAGUAAUGAAUUACAUUUAAACGAUUAUAAUUUUGGAAAUGAUGAUUUCCUUAAUGAAGAAAAUAUGAUAUAUAAAGAUAUGCUUACAAACUCAUCAUCUUUUCAAUAUUCUAAAGUUAAUAAUUUUUAUACAGUUAAUAUGGAUAUGAAUAAUUUUAAUACCAACGCUUUUACACAAGAUAUAAAAACACAAAAUAAUAUAAAUCAUACAUUAAUUUUUAAUGAAAAAAAACAAAAAAAUAAUAUACAUAAUAUAAAAAUAAAUAAUAUUUCUAGUGCUAGUUUGUUUACUAGUAAAGAUAUUAGUCUUAAAGAAAAUGAUUUUUCAUAUAGUGGUAUGAUGAAUAGUAUUAUCUUUUUCAAUAAUGAUAUUAAUAUUAAAAAUAAUAUAAAUGAAAAAUAUAAAAAUGUAAACCAUGAACUUGAAGAAAAUAACUACCCAAAAAAAAAAAUUAUAAAUAAUAAUGGUAUAAAUAAUAAUGGUAUGAAUAAUAAUGGUAUGAAUAAUAACAGUAUGAAUAAUAAUUGUAGCAAUAAUAAUAAUGGUAAAAAGAGGAUACAUUCAGAAAUAGAUGAAGAAAUUAUUUUAAAAGAUAAUGUAUGGCAUGAUUUAUAUAAAAAAAAUAAAAAAUAUAAAAUGUCUUCUAUAAACUAUGUUGAUUACAAUUUUAAACAAAUUGAUUAUUUUUGUCUUUCUUUUUUAAAUAAAGAAAAACAAAAUAAAAAAUAUAAUACAUAUAAUACUAUACCUUUUGUUAAUUUUUAUAAACAAACCAAAAAUUAUAUAUCAUUAGACUCUAGGAAAGAUUUAUAUAACUUAUUAGAUAUAAACGUUCUACAAAAUCAAAAAAGUAAUAUGCAACCUAAUAAUCUGAAACUUAUUCAUACCAAAUCAUCAUUAUCAUCUUCAUUAAAAGGAAAAACAAGUAAAGAUGAUUUAAACUUUGAACAACUAAGACAACAUUUUAAUGAAAAUCAUUUCUUAGAUAUUCAUUUAGGAAAUAAUAAUAAUCAAAACAUAAAAAAAAGAAAAUAUACAAAAAAUGAUUCUUUAAUAGAUAAUUCAUAUGAUAUGAAUUAUGAUUUUGAUCAAAUGAGUGAUUUAAACAAUAAAAUAUAUGAUGAUGAAUCAAUUCAUUUUGAUAAUAAUAAUAAUAAUAAUAAUAAUAGGGGACAAAAUAAAUUAUCAUUUCAAUAUUAUAAUAAUAAUAUCACAUUAAGUGAUAACUUUAAAGAAACACUUAGUGUUCCAUCAAGUAAGUUAGUUAAUAGAAGAUCAUGUACAUCUUCACAAAAUACUUAUGAUGAAGAAUUACAAAAAUUAAAAAAAUAUAUUUCCAAACUUACUAUAUACAAUCAUAAUAUUAUAGAAUUUGAUAAUAUAUUUCCUUCAAAAAAAAUAUCAGAUAAAAAUAUUUCCCUCAUCUUUUAUAAUUUACUCGUACUUGCAUCAAAUGAUGAAUUAGAUUUAAUUCAAAACUUUCCAAAUAAUAAAAUUCUUAUACAAGUAUAUUAA
Plasmodium falciparum 3D7 is the source of this 2049-nucleotide messenger RNA. RefSeq lists its product as uncharacterized. Lineage: Eukaryota; Apicomplexa; Aconoidasida; Haemosporida; Plasmodiidae. The coding region runs from base 1 to 2049 and encodes 682 amino acids. The record is from RefSeq and is a predicted model, not a curated record. The transcript has a single exon.